This is a messenger RNA of Eriocheir sinensis (Chinese mitten crab), 1803 nucleotides long. RefSeq lists its product as uncharacterized. Bases 176 to 1195 code for a protein of 339 amino acids. The transcript has 4 exons. The record is from RefSeq and is a predicted model, not a curated record. Lineage: Eukaryota; Metazoa; Arthropoda; Malacostraca; Decapoda; Varunidae.
CCAAUCCGUGACGCCCCGUGGACCAGCAACGGCUUUCCCUCAUUUGCUGGCGUCCACGUGCCUUCAGGAGGGUCGCGGGUGUUAAUCUCAGUCUUGCCAGUCCUCCAGUCCCGUCGAGGUGCCUUUCUUAGCGCGUACUUGGCCCUGACAGUGAGUGCCUGAAGACUGAGUGACCAUGGCCCGCGUGGGUGUGCUGCUGCUGCUGGUGCUGCUGUGUGGUAUGGCCUCCUUCGUGGCCUCCCAAGACGCCCCCGCCGCCCCCCCCAACACCACGGCCCUGCAGCUGCAGACGCCCGGGGUCCUGGAGCGGCUGAUGGAGACGUACGUGUACCCGCUAAGGGAGUACGACUGGCGGACGGCCUUCAGGAAUCUGGUGGACUCCGUCGUGACCUACAUGACGCCGGAGACCAAGCAACCCAAGUCCGGACACCCGCUCUGGAACAUCCUGGAGAACUGGACCGACACGCCGGCUUUCCGCAUGAUCGAGGACCAGGCGCGAUUCUUGCUGGGGCCGCUGAAGGGCUCCGCUCCUGACCUAAACGACAGCGUGCCGCCCGAUCUCGCGGCCCACGCCUACGACUACCUGGCCCUGCUGUGGCUGUUCACCGGCCUCACCAUCCUCGGCGCCCUCGUCCCGCUCUACAAGUACAUCCCCGAGGAGGAGCUGCUCUACCCCGAGUACGAGUUUGAGGAGGAGCCGGCAAAGGCCCCAGCCCCGGCAGGAAUGGGGGCAGGAAUGGGGGCAGGAAUGGGGGCAGGAAUGGGAGCAGGAAUGAAGCCAGGAAUGGGGGCAGGAAAGGGGACAGGAAUGGAGGCAGGAAUGGGGGCAGGAAAGGGGGCAGGAAUGGAGGCAGGAAUGGGGGCAGGAAUGGGGGCAGGAAUGGAGGCAGGAAUGGGGGCAGGAAUGGGGGACGCGAUGGGCAUGAUGGCCGAAGGGGGCGGGUCGGUUGACGGGGCUGAUGCAAGUGAGGACGACUACCAGCCAGGCAACUACAUCUUCUACGACUACCGGGACGGUGGCGUGGUGCCCUCCCUCCAGCCCGGCCAGAGCUACGACUACUACGACUACGGUGCUCGGGACUUCGGCGGCGCAGGCAAGCGGAAAGACACCAUCGGCUACCCUGCGCCGCACCACCUGUGGCACCACAUCGUCGGCCAGAAGCACCAGGGUGGCAAUGCGCACUCCCGCCGCUAGAGCCGCCACCCGCCACGCCCGCGCCGAGGCUCUGCAGGACGGAGCGCGGCGCCCCUCAGACACACACUAAGGUACAAAGACUGCGUGGCGGCGACGUGGAGUCUUGAGAGUCACGCUGAAAUUUGGGGUCACGGCUGCGGGUCGGCCGUGAGUCAGGCAACAGGUGUAGUCCUUGUGUAGUGCUUCUGUUUAUCGUAGUUAAUUCAUUCAUUAGUUAUCUAUUAAUAAUUUAUUUAGUCAUUCAUUCACUCAUUCAUUCCUCUUGUUGAUUUCUUUCCCAUCCCUGUGUAUUGAGGGCGUUGAGGCUGUGCCGAUGUUCAUAAUGUUGUUGUUGUUGUUGUUGUUGUUUUGUUGUUGUAAUAUUUUGUAAUAAACUGUUGAUGAUGCAUAACCCAGUGUGGUGGAGACCCAAGGAGUAACAGGAACAGCUCUGCGCUGAAUUAAGACUCUACAGUUCUAUGUCCUUCCAUCUGUCUUCCUUGCCUUCUUUCCUUUCUUCUUCAUUUUCAUCCUCUUUUUGCUCCUCCCCUCUUCCUUUCUCCCUCUCCUCUUUUUUCCCUCCUGCUCCCCUUGUUCUUCAGUCAUGGGGGAACUGCCACUUCUCGAUG